AUGGCGGAUAUACUCAUUGCAGUUCUGGGGGUUACUGGUGCUGGGAAAACCACAUUCAUCUCCAAGGCUACUGGUCGGAAUGAUCUGAGAAUAGGUCAUGGCCUAGCAUCAUACCCGGCUAACACUUGGGAAGGCACUCAAGAGAUUUCUUCAUCCCGUCUUGAGAUUGACGGCAAGCGCGUUGUUCUCAUUGAUACCCCGGGGUUCGAUGAUACCACAAGAACAGAUGGUGAUAUCCUAGAGCUUAUUGCUACGCACUUGGCGGCUACAUAUGCUCAAGGUCAACUACUAUCUGGUAUCAUUCUCCUACAGCCGAUCAAUGGCAACCGAGUUCAAGGUAGUGAAAGGAAGAGAAACCGGUUAUUUGAGAAGGUCUGCGGCGCAAAGGCAUUCUCGAAGGUAAUCAUCGCUACCACGAUGUGGAGCGACCUCGGAAACGAUUCUAUUGGCACCCAACGAGUCGAAGAACGACGAAGAGAAGCCGAUUUCUGGGGUGGGAUGGUAGCGAAUGGAGCAACAACAGUCCGCCAUGACAACAAUUACGAGUCAGCUCGAAAAAUUAUCAGAAUGGUACUAGCCAAGAACAGCGGACCAGUAGUUCUUCAAAUGCAACAAGAGCUUGUCCAGAAUGAUGGACGAUUAGCUGCGACAUCCGCUGGACGACAACUCGGACUGGAUUUACGAGAACAAGUCGAGGCUCUGAAAGCGGAGAUUGAAGAGUUAAAGAGAUAUCCCGGAAUUCCAGAUCAACAGUUGAGACUGGAACUUCAAGAGCUACGACAGAAGAUGGCGGAGGCGAAUUAUGAACAGGAGAAAUUGAGCAGAAGAAGGACACGAUCCAACAAUGGGCAACCGCAGCAGGAGGCAUAG
This is a messenger RNA of Penicillium malachiteum, 870 nucleotides long. RefSeq names its product p-loop containing nucleoside triphosphate hydrolase protein. The record is from RefSeq and is a predicted model, not a curated record. Gene Ontology annotation, molecular function: GTP binding. The transcript is spliced from 3 exons. The coding region runs from base 1 to 870 and encodes 289 amino acids. NCBI's taxonomy places the organism in Eukaryota, Fungi, Ascomycota, Eurotiomycetes, Eurotiales, Aspergillaceae.